GAGCCCCGGGCGCUGGGUAGCGGGACCAUCUGGGAGGACCAUCUGCGGGGACGGCAAUGGGCCCCGCGACGCGGCUGGCGGCCCUGCUGGUGCUGCUGGCGCUCCGUGCAGGGCCCCAGGCAGGGGCUGCGACGCGGGGGGACACAUUCUCCGCGCUGACCAGCGUGGCGCGUGCUCUGGCUCCCGAGCGCCGGCUGCUGGGACUGCUGCGGCGCUACCUGCGCGGAGAGGAGGCGCGGCUGCGGGACCUGACCAGAUUCUAUGACAAGGUACUUUCUCUGCAUGAGGACUCAGCCAUGCCUGUGUCUAACCCUCUACUUGCAUAUACUCUCAUCAAGCGCCUGCAGUCUGACUGGAGGAAUGUGGUGCAUAGCCUGGAGGCCAGUGAAAACAUCCAAGCUCUGAAGGAUGGCUAUGAGAAGGUGGAACAAGACCUUCCAGCUUUUGAGGACCUUGAGGGUGCUGCAAGGGCCCUGAUGCGGUUGCAGGACGUCUAUCUACUCAGUGUGAAGAGUCUUGCCCAAGGUCUCUUUCAGAGAGUCACCGGCUCUGCUGUCACCAAUCUGUACAGUCCCACGCAGUUGUUCUCCCUCAGUGCAGAUGACUGCUUCCAGGUCGGCAAGGUGGCCUAUGACAUGGGAGAUUACUACCAUGCUAUCCCAUGGCUGGAGGAGGCUGUCAGUCUUUUUCGAGGAUCAUAUGGAGAAUGGAAGACAGAAGAUGAGGCAAGUCUAGAGGAUGCCUUGGAUCACUUGGCCUUUGCCUAUUUCCAGGCAGGAAAUGUUUCCUACGCUCUCAGCCUGUCUCAAGAGUUUCUCCUCUACAGCCCAGACAAUAAGAGGAUGGCCAGAAAUAUCUUGAAAUAUGAGAAGCUCUUGUCAGAGAACUCCAAAAAGAUGGUAGCUGAGGCCAUCAUCCGGAGGCCCAAUGUACCCCACCUGCAGACCAGAGAUAUCUAUGAGGAACUGUGCCAAACCCUGGGUUCUCAGCCCACUCACUACCAAAUACCCAGUCUCUACUGCUCCUAUGAGACCAAUUCUAGCCCCUACCUGCUGCUCCAGCCUGUCCGGAAGGAGGUCGUACACCUGGAGCCCUACAUUGUUCUCUUCCAUGACUUUGUCAGUGACUCUGAGGCUCAGAAAAUCAGAGGGUUUGCAGAACCGUGGCUACAGAGAUCCGUGGUGGCCUCAGGGGAAAAGCAGCUGCCAGUGGAGUACCGUAUCAGCAAGAGUGCCUGGUUGAAAGACACCGUUGACCCAGUGCUGGUGACUCUGGACCACCGCAUUGCUGCCCUCACAGGCCUUGAUGUGCAGCCUCCCUAUGCAGAGUAUCUCCAGGUUGUCAACUAUGGGAUCGGGGGACACUAUGAGCCUCACUUCGACCAUGCAACGUCACCAACCAGCCCGCUGUAUAGAAUGAAGUCUGGAAACCGAGUCGCAACAUUUAUGAUCUAUCUGAGCUCGGUGGAAGCUGGAGGAGCCACAGCCUUCAUCUAUGCCAACUUGAGUGUGCCUGUGGUGAAGAAUGCAGCAUUAUUCUGGUGGAACCUGCACAGCAGUGGUGAAGGGGAUGGAGACACUCUCCAUGCUGGCUGUCCUGUCCUGGUGGGAGACAAGUGGGUGGCCAACAAAUGGAUACACGAGCAUGGACAAGAAUUCCGCAGACCCUGCAAAGCACAUACCUAACAGCAAAAUGUUGGCAGGGAGACACUGGCGCCCUCCUGUGGUUCUCUGGAGAAGCCAAAGCCUGACGGUAGGAUAAAGGAGCAGGGAAAGCAACCAGGGGAAGAGACCUGUCAGCACUGCCGGUCCCCUGAAGCUCAGAGCCAAAGAUCUGCUCUUCGGCAGGAAACAUAGCAGAAUUUUAUUUCCUAGACUCAGGCCACGAGAAUCUGAGUAGAACUGGGCAGUAUAAUUAAAUGGACAUUACAAAAGCCCCUCAGGGCCAGAAGGAGAAGUUUCUGGAGUUCAGAUACUCCUGUAGGAAUAGGACCUGGUUUUGGCCAAUUUAAGUCUUGACCCUAGGUCCAGAAGACACACAUCAAGGAUGUCUGUUGCACGGGACAGCCUCAUGUCUUUAAAGCUCUUCUCCACUUGGAAUCCUGAAGACUGAACAGGGAUUGUCUUGUUUAGAAGAUACCUCAGAUGAUUUUUUUUUAAGCAGAAGGCAACUUAUAUAUUUUUAAUUCAGUCUUUAAUUAUGCUUAGGGAUCACUUUCUACAAUCAAGAAUAU
This is a messenger RNA of Suncus etruscus (white-toothed pygmy shrew), 2233 nucleotides long. RefSeq names its product prolyl 4-hydroxylase subunit alpha 3 (gene P4HA3). Gene Ontology annotation, biological process: peptidyl-proline hydroxylation to 4-hydroxy-L-proline. The transcript is spliced from 13 exons. Bases 57 to 1685 code for a protein of 542 amino acids. NCBI's taxonomy places the organism in Eukaryota, Metazoa, Chordata, Mammalia, Eulipotyphla, Soricidae. Gene Ontology annotation, cellular component: endoplasmic reticulum. The record is from RefSeq and is a predicted model, not a curated record. Gene Ontology annotation, molecular function: iron ion binding; protein binding; L-ascorbic acid binding.